Molecule: messenger RNA, 1245 nt
Organism: Pestalotiopsis fici W106-1
Lineage: Eukaryota; Fungi; Ascomycota; Sordariomycetes; Amphisphaeriales; Sporocadaceae
Exons: 1
Coding region: 1-1245 (414 amino acids)
Molecular function (GO): FAD binding; monooxygenase activity
Source: RefSeq, a predicted model, not a curated record
AUGUCUCAGUUACCCGUCUUAAUCAUUGGUUGCGGCAUAGCUGGCCCCAUCCUCGCCUUGCUUUUGAAAGCAAAAGGAUACCAUGCAAUCGUAUUUGAGAAAGUUCGGCAACUUGGAGAUGCCGGUGCUUCCUUGAUGCUCAUGCCCAAUGGUAUGAAGGUCUUGGAUUUGGUGGGAUUGGCCAAUGAUAUCUACGCCUCAUCAAUUCCCCUGGAGGCUUAUGAGGACUUUACUGCAGCUGGCGAACCACUGGGAUCUUCAGGAUUGCCUGCCAGAUUCCUGGCAAAGUAUGGACAGCGGGCAGUGGGAGUCAAGAGAACGUGGUUGAACCUCACCCUGAAGAACCGAAUGACGUCGGCCGGCAUAGAAUUGAGAGAGGGUUGGGAGCUUGUCAGCAUUGAGGAGGACACCCACGCCGUCACUGCAUCUUUCACAAAUGGUCAAAAGGUCCAAGGACUCUUUAUUGUCGGCUGUGACGGGAUCAAGGCGGCUUCAAGGCUAUCCUUACUGAAGCAAAUGAGUGUUGAACAGCCGUCACCAACUUUCACUGGACUGACACAAACUUCUGGUAUUUCACCAGCUCCGAGCACUCCUGCUAGGCCGUCAUUGAGGAAUUGGUUUGGUGAAGGCGUUCACUUCAUUUCUUAUCCCGUGUCUCGCGAUCGAAUCUCUUGGGCAGUCACGCUGCCUCAGACUCGGGUAAGCCCAGAAUCAUGGCGAUUGUACAAAGAUCAAGACAUGCAAGAACUCCAGGAUGAGCUGUCGAAAGUGCUGCAAGGAUUCGAACCAAGUAUUGUUGAGCUGGUGCAGUCAGCAGAGAGACUCUUGAAGUUUGGUUUGUUCGAUAGAAGAACACUGGACGCGGACGAAUGGUACAGUGAACGAGUCGUCCUGGCCGGAGAUGCCGCACAUCCCACGAGUCCGCAUCUUGGACAAGGUGCUAAUCAGGCGUUGGAAGAUUGCUAUCAUUUGAGCCAAGCCUUGCCAGAUUGCACCGGUAUGAAUGCGGCCACAACGAAUAUCGACUUGCCGUCUGUAUUCAAGCAAUAUGCCCUCAAACGCCAGCCACGAACAGCAGCGCUGGUCAAAGGUGCCAGAGCUGCAGGAGAGAAGCGGGUGGUCACAACAGGAUUGAAAGACUGUGAGAGUCGAAAUCACAAAGUAAAGGAAGAAUGGUUGGACACUGUCGCCAUUGAGGCCAAAUUUGAUGGCCUAUGCAGAGAACCAUUCAACACAGUUGCUUGA